UUACUCUGAUGUCCCCUCACCACCUUCUGAUGUCCCAUUACUCUGAUGUCCCCUCACCACCUUCUGAUGUCCCCUCUUUACUCUCUGGUGUCCCCUCACCGUCUUCUGAUGUCCCCUCAUUACUCUCUGAUGUUCCCUCACCGCCUUCUGAUGUCCCCUCAUUACUCUCUGAUGUCCCCUCACCGCCUUCUGAUGUCCCCUCAUUACUCUCUGGUGUCCCCUCACCGCCUUCUGAUGUCUCCUCACCACCUUCUGAUGUCCCCUCAUUACUCUCUGAUGUCCCCUCACCACCUUCUGAUGUCCCCUUUUUACUCUCUGAUGUCCCCUGAUUACUCUCUGGUGUCCCCUCACCGCCUUCUGAUGUCCCCUCAUUACUCUCUGAUGUCCCCUCACCACCUUCUGAUGUCCCCUCAUUACUCUCUGGUGUCCCCUCACCGCCUUCUGAUGUCCCCUCACCGCCUUCUGAUGUCCCAUUACUCUGAUGUCCCCUCACCACCUUCUGAUGUCCCUUCAUUACUCUCUGGUGUCCCCUCACCGCCCUCUGGUGUCCCCUCAAUACUCUUUGGUGUCCCAUUACUCUCUGGUGUCCCCUCACCGCCUUCUGAUGUCCCCUCACCACCUUCUGAUAUCCCCUCAUUACUCUCUGAUGUCCCCUCACCACCUUCUGAUGUCCCCUCAUUACUCUCUGAUGUCCCCUCAUUACUCUCUGGUGUCCCCUCACUGCCUUCUGAUGUCCCCUCACCGCCUUCUGAUGUCCCCUCAUUACUCUCUGGUAUCCCCUCACCGCCUUCUGAUGUCCCCUCACAGCCUUCUGAUGUCCCAUUACUCUCUGGUGUCCCCUCACAGCCUUCUGAUGUCCCCUCAUUACUCUCUGGUGUUCCCUCACCGCCUUCUGAUGUCCCCUCACCGCCUUCUCAUGUCCCCUCAUUACUCUCUGAUGUCCCCUCACCGCCUUAUCAUGUCCCCUCAUUACUCUCUGGUGUCCCCUCACUGCCUUCUGAUGUCCCCUCACUGCCUUCUGAUGUCCCCUUACUCUCUGGUGUCCCCUCACUGCCUUCUGAUGUCCCCUCAUUACUCUCUGGUGUCCCCUCACUGCCUUCUGAUGUCCCCUCACCGCCUUCUGAUGUCCCCUCAUUACUCUCUGGUGUCCCCUCACUGCCUUCUGAUGUCCCAUUACUCUCUGAUGUCCCCUCAUUACUCUCUGAUGUCCCCUCACCACCUUCUGAUGUCCCAUUACUCUCUGGUGUCCCCUCACUGCCUUCUGAUGUCCCCUCACCACCUUCUGAUGUCCCCUCAUUACUCUCUGGUGUCCCCUCACUGCUUUCUGAUGUCCCAUUACUCUCUGGUGUCCCCUCACUGCCUUCUGAUGUCCCCUCAUUACUCUCUGAUGUCCCCUCACCACCUUCUGAUGUCCCAUUACUCUCUGGUGUCCCCUCACCGCCUUCUGAUGUCCCAUUACUCUCUGGUGUCCCCUCACUGCCUUCUGAUGUCCCCUCAUUACUCCUGAUGUCCCCUCACCACCUUCUGAUGUCCCAUUACUCUCUGGUGUCCCCUCACCCUUCUGAUGUCCCAUUACUCUCUGGUGUCCCCUCAUCGCCCUCUGGUGUCCCCUCACCGCCCUCUGGUGUCCCAAUACUCUCCGGUGUCCCUUCACUGUCCUCUGGUGUCCCCUCACCUUCUGGUGUCCCCAUUACUCUCUGGUGUCCCCUCAUCGCCCUCUGGUGUCCCCUCAAUACUCUCCGGUGUCCCCUCACCUUCUGGUGUCCCCUCACCUUCUGGUGUCCCCUCAUUACUCUCUGGUGUCCCCUCAUUACUCUCUGGUGUCCCCUCAUCACCCUCUGGUGUCCCAUCACCCUCUGAUGUCCCCUCACCACCCUCUCAUGCCUCUCAUUACUGUCUGGUGUCCCUUCACCGCCCUCUGGUGUCCCCUCACCUUCUGGUGUCCCAUUACUCUCUGGUGUCCCCUCACUACUCUCUAGUGUCCCCUCACCACCCUCUGGUGUCCCAUCACCCUCUGGUGUCCCCUCAUCACCCUCUGAUGUCCCCUCAUCACUCCGAUGUCCCCAUUACUCCCUGGUGUCCCCUCACUGCCCUCUGGUGUCCUGUCACCACCCUCUGAUGUCCCUUCAUUACUCUCUGGUGUCCCCUCAUUACCCUCUGGUGUCCCUUCAUCUGCUCCAUGUCCUCUACUCUUUCUGCUAGCAAAGACCAGUGACUGCAGCAUGGGGGCCACACCUGGGAUGGACCCUGGAGGGGCAGGCAUGUGGUUCCUUUGACACUCCACACAGAAGGCCCAUGCAAGGCCAUGUUCAACCAGUGGGAUGGAAGGGGGACACUGAAACUUCUGGCACAGGGUGGGCUCUGGUAGGGGGCAAGAGCCCAGGAGACUGUGUGGUUUGUCCUCAGCCUCUCCUGAUGCUUCCAGGGCAUGUCCAUUUUCAUGUAAACUUAGAGACAGUGUCAACAGUAAAGAGCCUGCUGCCUGCCCUGGCCUGGGGUCCCAUGAGUAAGCAGCUCUACAACAGCCCAGUACAGUGGGAAAACUCGCCCACAAAACACUGACCAGGGCCGGCCGCGGUGGCUCACGCCUGUAAUCCCAACACUUUGGGAGGCAGGCGGAUCACAAAGUUAGGAGUUUGAGACCAGCCUGGCCAAUAUGGUGAAACCCCGUCUCUACUAAAAAUACAAAAAUUAGCCGGGCGUGGUGGCAGGCGCCUGUAGUCCCAGCUACUCGGGAGGCUGAGACAGGAGAAUCGCUUGAACCCAGGAGGUGUAGGUUGCAGUGAGCCAAAACCACGCCACUGCACUCCAACCUGGGCAACAGAGUGAGACUCCAUCUUGAGAAAAACAAAACAAAACAAACAAACAAAAAAACACCAACCAGGCCCCUUCCUGUCCAGAAGCUGUGAUACCAUACAAACCCGUCUACCUCAUUCAGGAAGGUGCCUGAGAUACUCCAGAUCCUCUGGCUUGGCCUGGACACAAUCAGGGUGUCCAUGGAGCCCCAGAGGCUCUCCCUGCUUCCCCAAGCCUGGGCCAGAGAAGCCCUGGGGCCUGACAUGCAGCCCCUCCAUCCAGCAAGGCUAGGCCCCCAGCCUGGGCAGGAGGGAGAUGUGACAGCCAGUCUCCUUCCUAGAUGUCUGUCCCCUUGGGGGUCUCCGCAGGGUUGUGGCUGCUCUCCGGUGGAGGGAGAGGCUCCGGACAACCUGACCCAGGUCACCUCUUCACCCCUUCCCAUAUCCAAGGAAGCUUUGUAAGGGCCCAAAGGGUAUAGGCAAGACCAAGGCCAACAGGGUUUGGGGAGAAGAGCUCAUGGGACAAGGAUGGAGACAGGCCCACAAUGAGGGCACAGGGAGGGUCCGCAGAGUUGCACACUGGCCUCUGAAGACCCAGCCCCCAGGCUCCAAGGUGACGAGAUCUCAGAUAGCAUUUCUGUUCCACGGGGUAGUGCAGGCUGCUUGAGGAAAAAACCUGCAGCAUGGGGUUGGGGGGAGGGGGGAUGCGGGGCACAGCCAGUGACCUUGAAGGAUUCAGUGCACAGGAUGUAAAGAUCAAGGUGCCCCCAACACACGCCACACACACUACCCUCACACACGCUGCCCACGAAAGGCCUCAGAACACUCGCUCCUGCCCCACAUCCACACUGCUCAAGUCCAAAUCAAGUCCUUCCUGUGGCACAAGAGGCUGUUGCCUCCUCCACCCCAGCCCCCAGGGACCACUGCCGAGUCCCAGGUGCGG
Messenger RNA from Gorilla gorilla gorilla (western lowland gorilla), 3738 nucleotides. RefSeq lists its product as uncharacterized. The record is from RefSeq and is a predicted model, not a curated record. NCBI's taxonomy places the organism in Eukaryota, Metazoa, Chordata, Mammalia, Primates, Hominidae.